AAAGUUAUUGCCGAUAGAGAUUGUUUCAUAAGACCUUGAAUUGUACACUAUUAUCGAUAUGCGUCUCAAAGCCGUUUUAGUUUUGUUUAUUUUUACAUGUAACUGUGCAAGGACAUACGGUAAUGAAAAAUGUUACUUUGCCAAGAUAUGUAUUCAUGACGCAAAAGAAAAAUGUGGCGAAGAUGAAAAAGGAAAUGUCAGACGAUUCUUAGAUUCAUGUGAUAUUAAAGAAUACAACUGCUUGUAUGGAACAGAUUACAAGAAAACGGCUCUUGAAAAUUGCAGGGAAGUGAUUCCCUCCAUCCAAGACAUUCAAGAACAAACGACACAUCCUUCAACAAAUACGGAGAAGUUUAAAGAGGCAUCUGAAGAAAAAAGUUCCACACAAGCUCAAUCAGAACAUGAAGUAUCAGAUAAGGAAAGCGUAUCUCAACAUCAAAGCUCUAGAGAAACAACAGAGGAUAAGCAAACACCAAAUCAAAUUGAUCUCGACGUAGGGUCUAACGCAAAAGAAUCUAUGGAACAAGAAGAGAAUGGCUCAAACCUAAAAGAAUCUAAAGAAGAGCCAGAGCUAAGUUAUGUAACCAAUGCAAAUGAAACUGAAGUAAAUGCUGACUCAUCACAUGAAAGCAGUAAUGAUAAUACAAAGAAAAUUUAAAAAAAUAUGCCUUUUACUAAUAUUCUAAUAAUAUCCAAAUAUUUAAGAGUACAUGUAGACUUAAGAAGUAUAGAAAUAUUACUAUUAUAUUUAAGAAAAGGAUGAUGUAUAAACUUUUUAGGCAUAUUGAUUUUGCAACAAUCAUUUAUUGCUAUUCACUACUUGUAGAGUAAAAUAGUAAAUAAUAACAAUUAAAAUAGGUAUAAAUACAUAUUUGUUAACAUUUACAUUACAACUGACAACGAAAUUAAAGGCUCAUAAAAAAUCUAAAAGUAUAGAUAGCCAAAGCUAAAAAAAUAAUAAAAUUAAAGCGUGCUAAAUUAAACGAAAACGUUAUACGGCGUUUACAAGUUCUAAUAACUAAUAUUCAUUAAAAAUAAUUAGAAAUUGCAAUUAUAAUAUUAAUACCAAA
Messenger RNA from Pieris brassicae (large cabbage white), 1070 nucleotides. RefSeq lists its product as uncharacterized. The transcript is spliced from 4 exons. Bases 59 to 658 code for a protein of 199 amino acids. The record is from RefSeq and is a predicted model, not a curated record. Lineage: Eukaryota; Metazoa; Arthropoda; Insecta; Lepidoptera; Pieridae.